Quercus lobata is the source of this 2799-nucleotide messenger RNA. RefSeq names its product Tetratricopeptide repeat (TPR)-like superfamily protein. The record is from RefSeq and is a predicted model, not a curated record. NCBI's taxonomy places the organism in Eukaryota, Viridiplantae, Streptophyta, Magnoliopsida, Fagales, Fagaceae. Gene Ontology annotation, molecular function: protein binding.
AUGGAAUUUAGCUUGGCAAGGAAGAGUUUAACCCCUGCUGGACAUGUGUCAUCUUCUGAUCUGAUUGGACAAGCUAGAACUGAUGGCAAUGGGCCCCAGUUGUCAAGUUGUGUUGAAGCGAGUACUUUAACUGUAAACCCGAUUCGGCUAUUGUUUAAAGGGUUUUGUAAGCUAAAAUUGAAGAGAAAGGCUUUUGUGUAUAUGGGUUUGAUCAUGUGGAAAUGCUGUUUGCUCAAUGUGAUUACUUUGAUUGAUAUGUUUGGUAAAGUUAAGGAUUUGGGUUUGGGGUAUAGGCUUUUUAGGAAAAUGGUGGGUGAUGGGGUGUCCCUAAAUUUGGUUGCUUUUACUUCGUUGAUUAAUGAUUAUUGUUUUAAGGCUGGAAAUUUGGAGGUUGCGCUCAAGUUGCUUGAGAAAAUGAGGGAAUGUUCACUUCUGCCGAAAGUGGUUACUUAUACUGCUUUAAUUGAUGGCCUUUGCAAACGAGGCGAGUGCUUGUUGUAUAAAAUGUUGGGGGUUGGAGUUCAUCCUAAUACAUCGAUAGUAAUUGUAGAUGGUUACUUUAAGAAAGGCAACGUGGAUAAUGCAGUGAUGUAUAUAAGUAAAAUGCGUGAUCAAGGGUUUAGGUUUGAAGCAGCAUACGGGGUGGUAAUUUCCGGCUUUUUUUCUAACAGUAGGUUAGAUAAAGUGAUGGAGAUUGUGGAAGAUAUGGUAAGGAGUGGACAUUUUCCAGAUAAGAUGAUGUUUGCAACUAUUAUGGAUGCACAUUUUAAAGCUGGGAAAUUGAAAGCGGCUUCGAAUGUGUACAAAGAAUUAUUGGCUAGAGGUUUUGAACCUGAUAUUGUAUCUCUUUCAACCCUGAUGGAUGGCCUAUCCAAUCAUGGGCAUUUGCAGGAGGCUUGAGGAUUUUUUUGCCAGGAAAAGGCCAAUGAAAUUUUUUACACUGUUCUAAUCGAUGGAAUGUGCAAGGAAUAAGUUGAAAGGGUCUUUACAGAGGUGUUAGAGGCAGGAUUUGUUCCUGACAAGUAUGUGGACACAUCUUGGAUCGCUGGACUGUGCAAGCAAGGAAAAUUGCUGGAGGCUUUUAAACUUGAGAAUAAAAUGGUUCGGGAGGGUGUUGAACCUGAUUUGUUAACUCAUAGGUAUAACUCUCUCAUAUUUGGUUUAGCUAAUAAGGGGCUCAUGAUUGAAGCAGAACAAGUUUUUGAUGAUAUGUUGAAAAGGGGAAUUAAUCCUGACUCUGCAGUUUAUGAUAUUCUGAUUAGGGGCUAUCUUAUUUUAAAGGAGGGUAAUGAAGUUGCCAUUUCGGGUUUGCAUGACAAAAUGGGAAAGAGAGGACUUGUAAAUACAGGAAGUAAACUAGAGGGACAUAAUAAAUUUUGAAUUAGUAUACAACUUACUUGGUAUUUACCAGUUCUCUCAUGGAGGUCUGCAUAUACUUUGUGACCUUGUACAAGCUUUGUUGCUAAUGUACAUAUAAUUAGGUAAAAAUUAGAGGUCAUGCUUCUCAUUCUUGUAUAUCUCACUGUCGGAGGCAAACUUCAUAGUCAUCUAAUGUACUUUUUUUGUGUCCUCCCGGGGGGGAGCUAGGCAGUGGUUUCAUUAGAAUACAGAAAUGCCUUCCACUAUGUUGUCUUGCUAUUUAAGAUUGGAAUAUACUGGAAAAGUAAGGAAAAAUGGUACCAUUUGGCAUCAAUAUGUAUGUGUGUGUAUAUAUAUAUAUAUAGUUGUUAGGUGCUAACGUGAGCGAUGAUUCAUUUUGAAAAGCCAUUUAUUCAGGAUCAAAGGAAAAGUUGGUGCUCCUGAUUCCUUUAUCUCUAAGUAUAUGCUUAUGGAAAAUAUUUGAAAAGCCAUUUGAGAGUGCUUCUUUGUUUUUGGCAUAGGUUUUAUUUGUUUAUUUGUUUUUUGGUAGGUAAAUGGUGGCAUAGGUUUUAUGAACUCAAAUGUGCUUAAAGAUCCCAGUAAAAUAUUAAGAGUGUUGCCAUUGCAAUUUGCACGUCUCUUUUCUGCUGAGCAUUUGGCCUUUGAUAUGGCCUUCCUGAACCUUUCUAUGGUACUCACAAAUUUAAGUUAUUAUGAAGUUUUGUACCUUUUGGUCUUGUACCUUGACUUCUUUUAUGAACUGAUGUAUUUGUCGAUCUUUUCUUGCUACUUUUUUGGGCUAAGAUUUUUCUAGGUUUGGUAGUGUUGCAGUAUAUGCCUCUUCUGUAAGUUGAAUUUGUACAGAUAAACAUUAUUGAAGGCCUGUGGAAAUUUGAGAAGGCUAUAUAUAGUUAUUUUUGCAUGCUUGUUAUGAAGCACAGGCUAUGCAUGUGAGCUUUGUCCAGAAUAAUUUUACAUUUAUGUUAGUAUAUCUCCUUCUGUUUCUUAUCAAAAAAAGUAUAUAUCCUUCUGUUUUGAAAUUUAAAAAUAAAAAUAAAAAUAAAAUAGAAGAAAAAAGCUUCACCUUUCUGUGCCAGUUACAAGAUUACACAACAGAAGUAUUUCCUUGCUAAAAUGUCUUGAAUGUCCAGACAUUUCUGAUUUUGUCUAGCAAAUAUAGUUAAUUUGGCCUUUAGAUACCUUGCUUUCCAAAUGACUUGUGGUAUAAAGCUAGGGUGUUAAGCUCUUCUAAGUACGAUUUUUUUUUUUUGGGUGAUACUUUAAUUAGCAUUUUGGUUGCAUGUAUAUAGCCCAAUAUUAUUUUUCAUCAGCCACUAAUUUUCUUCAGUAACAGAAUAUAUACUUGUCCUUGAGCAAUAAAUAUAAUGAAAUUCAAAUUAUUAAUUUUUCUCAGAUAUAUUCUUUAGUAACAAAAUUGUU